Epinephelus fuscoguttatus (brown-marbled grouper) is the source of this 2457-nucleotide messenger RNA. It is a transcript of the gene nr2e1, whose product is annotated as nuclear receptor subfamily 2, group E, member 1. NCBI's taxonomy places the organism in Eukaryota, Metazoa, Chordata, Actinopteri, Perciformes, Serranidae. Gene Ontology annotation, molecular function: nuclear receptor activity; zinc ion binding; RNA polymerase II cis-regulatory region sequence-specific DNA binding. Bases 475 to 1668 code for a protein of 397 amino acids. The record is from RefSeq and is a predicted model, not a curated record. The transcript has 9 exons. Gene Ontology annotation, biological process: negative regulation of transcription by RNA polymerase II; anatomical structure development; cell differentiation.
UUCAGGAACUCGCAGCACAAAGUCACAUCGUGUCCUGGUUUUAACAAGCUUUCACCUGUCAGAGCAUCUCAAGACAUUUUUGAUUUGACUGUUUUCACACACCGGGGUUGGCACAGUCGGAUGCGCUCCAGAUCCAGGCUGCGUUUUCCCUAACUCCAACUUUUCUACGCCGGAGCUGGAGGGUUGCUGUCGCCGUUCACCGGUCGCCGCAGUCCGGUUCUCUCUCCGUAACACGGACCCUGCACAUCGGAGGCGAAGACUGUCCGGUACAAUGUACAAUCCCGUGUCUUAAUUUGGGGCUUGUAGAUCGGAGAUCUGCUCUGUCAAGUUGGGCAACUCGGGGCGCUGACUUGCCGAUCUCACCGCCGCUGGUGAACACUUAAAGGAAAGUGCUGCGAGUUUGUGUUUGUCAGCAAGAAGAGGAAGAGAAAGAGGACAUUUUUCAUUCUCAACUUUAUUUAAAAGUCGAGUUCCAUGAUGAGCAAACCCGCCGGCUCAACAAGUGGCUGUCUGGAUAUUCUCAACGUCAAAUCAAGUCGGAUUCUGGACAUCCCGUGCAAAGUGUGCGGCGACCGCAGCUCUGGGAAACACUAUGGUGUGUACGCCUGUGACGGCUGCUCGGGAUUCUUCAAGAGGAGCAUCCGCAGAAACAGGACAUACGUCUGUAAAUCUGGCUCUCAGGGUGGCUGUCCCGUAGACAAGACUCACAGAAACCAGUGCCGAGCGUGCCGUUUGAAAAAGUGUCUGGAAGUGAACAUGAAUAAAGACGCCGUCCAACACGAGAGGGGGCCCCGGACGUCCACCAUCCGCAAACAGGUCGCCCUAUAUUUCCGGGGCCACAAAGAGGUGAACGGGUCAUCGACCCAUUUCCCGGGAUCCUCGCUGCCCGGCCCUCCCUUCUUCACCACGGUCACACAACUGGAGCCUCACAACCUGGAGAUGAGCGCAGUGUCCACCACACCGGAGAGGCAGGCCAUCGUGGGUCUGGCUCAGCCCACCCCGAAGUAUCCCCAUGAAGUCAGCGGCACCCCCAUGUACCUCUACGAGGUGGCGACGGAGUCUGUGUGCGAGUCGGCGGCGCGCCUCCUUUUCAUGAGCAUCAAGUGGGCGAAGAGUGUUCCCGCAUUCUCCACCCUCCCUUUAUCUGACCAGCUGAUUCUGUUGGAGGACGCGUGGAGGGAAUUAUUUGUUCUGGGCAUCGCGCAGUGGGCCAUUCCUGUGGACUCCACGACUCUUCUUGCUGUUUCUGGAAUGAACACUGAAAACACAGAGUCUCAGCGGAUGAAUAAGAUCAUGUCUGAGAUUCAAGCACUUCAAGAGGUGGUGACCAGAUUCAGGCAGAUGCGUCUCGACGCAACAGAGUUCGCCUGUUUGAAAUGUAUCGUGACAUUUAAAGCCGUUCCGACGCAUGGCAACACUGAGUUAAGAAGUUUCCGCAACGCCAGCGCCAUCGCUGCACUACAGGACGAGGCACAGCUCACUCUCAACAGUUACAUACACACCAGGUACCCGACUCAGCCGUGUCGCUUCGGGAAGCUGCUCCUGCUCCUGCCUGCGCUGCGCUCCGUGGGCCCGUCCACCAUAGAGGAGGUGUUCUUCAAGAAAACCAUCGGCAACGUGCCCAUCACCAGGCUCCUCUCCGACAUGUACAAGUCCAGCGAUAUAUGAAUUCUCCCCCCCAUCUGGAAGAGACUUGAGCUGAAAGGCCCAGAGACCCACCCAGCAGUCGACAGAAUGUCAAAUCAUAGCAGGUGUAACCGUGGGUUGAAUUUUCGCUGAGCACAAAAAUCUCUUAGGCUGUCUUAAAAUAGCCUGUUUAGGCCUCUAGGCUCCUUUGAAACAAAGACUGCAACACAGCCGGAAUUCACCGAGUAGCCUGUUAACAGUCGCUCUAGUUAAGGAUUAGCCUGUAACUUUCAUUCUAGAUUUACCUGUGAUACUGAAAAUCCUGCAGUCUCUGGUGUGGGCACAGGAAACCCACAGUGUUUAAAUACCGCCUACAGACUCCGGAGAGCACGUGCCAAGUAUGUCUGACAAAGAAAUGUUAUAUAUUCACAAGUUUUUUUGAGUGUCUGUGAGACCAAUGAGCUUGACGACCAAUUCAGUCUUUUACUGCUGUGAUCAAUCCCAAUGGAGGAAACCAAAAGAAAAAACAUGACGCAUGCGUAAUGGGGGAUGUGAAUCGCUGUCCCUCGAUCCGGUGCUGAAACCAAACGCACGGGGCAAAGAGAGAAGAAGAAGAAGAGGUGCCAACUCAAUGAAGGAAAAGACUUUUUUAAAGGACAUGCUUGCGUUGCCUCCUGACUGUACAUUCAUCUGAAGAUGGUGUUUGUAUUUAAGUGGUUACUGUCCUGUUUGUGUUGGUGUGUCCUGUUUGAGGCUGUUCUAGGUCGACUUUUGUGAAGUUAGGCACUAACACUGGAUAAAAUGAUAUUCAGCACUUGGAAAAAUGUUUUU